Messenger RNA from Ahaetulla prasina, 3668 nucleotides. It is a transcript of the gene RNF141, whose product is annotated as ring finger protein 141. The transcript has 6 exons. The coding region runs from base 204 to 896 and encodes 230 amino acids. Gene Ontology annotation, biological process: protein autoubiquitination. The record is from RefSeq and is a predicted model, not a curated record. Lineage: Eukaryota; Metazoa; Chordata; Lepidosauria; Squamata; Colubridae. Gene Ontology annotation, molecular function: ubiquitin-protein transferase activity.
CGUCAUGCAGUCUACUAGGCAGGCGGAGCGGGUCGGUAGACUCGGCGUCCGAAGCGGUGGGUGGGGGGUGAGUGGGGGCGGAGCCUUUGCUGGCGGUCGGAGGCUGUGGCUGCGAAUUUGGAGCAGGAUGUUGGAGCGUCAGCGAAAUUCUCUAAAUGUGGAAAGCAGUAUUUCUUCCUGGGACCUGAGCUAAAGCAUCUAUCAUGGGCCAGCAACUCUCAAGCCAAACGCAGACAGUUAUAAAUAAGCUGCCAGAAAAAGUUGUCAAGCAUGUCUCUCUUGUUCGAGAAAGUGGUUUCUUGACAUAUGAAGAAUUUUUGGGAAGAGUGGCUGAACUUAAUGAUACAACUGCACAAUUAGCUUCUGGCCAGAAUAAGCACCUGUUAUUUGAAGUGCAGCCAGGGUCUGAUGCUACGGCUUUAUGGAAGGUGGCUGUUCGGAUAGUUUGCACUAAAAUAAACAAGACAAGUGGGAAUGUGGAAGCUUCAAGAAUUAUGAACUUGUAUCAGUUCAUUCAACUUUAUAAAGAUAUUACAAGUCAAGCAUCACAGGUUCUUUCACAGAACGCUCCCUCAGAAGGAAUAGCAGAAGAUCUGUCAUCUGUUGAAUCUUGUCAGGCUAGCCUUUGGAUGGGAAGGGUGAAACAGCUUACUGAUGAGGAAGAAUGUUGCAUUUGUAUGGAUGGACGUGCUGAUCUGAUCUUGCCAUGUGCCCACAGCUUUUGUCAGAAAUGCAUUGAUAAAUGGAGUGGUCGUCACAGGAAUUGCCCUGUAUGCCGCCUACAAGUGACCGCUGCAAAUGAUUCUUGGGUUGUAUCUGAUGCACCUACGGAGGAAGAUAUUGCCACUUACAUACUCAACUUGGUGGAUGAGGCAGGCCAGCCCCAUAUACCCUGAUAUUAGUCUUAACAUUCAUAGUCUUAACAUCUCCCAAGAUAUCGUUCUCAUUACUUUUCAUUUCUUUAUUCAUUACAUUGGUUUCUAGAAGCUAAAUCAUUACUUUUUAAUAACGACUAGUUCUGGGGAAGCCUACCUGUAAUUAUUACUUUCCUUAAUUACUCUGAUAACAUUUACGGUCAAUACACUAUGAAUUUUCUGAUAUUAUGAGGUACUGCAGUAGGAAAUACUUUAGUUCUAGUAAAGCUGUUAUGUGUUCGUUAAAAGUUGACUUCAUUGUCUCAGUUGAAGAAGGUGGGUGGUUCGCAUGUCCUGUUGUCCAACACUGUCUAUAAACAAUGUUCUAAUGCUUAAAUGGGAAUCAAAAUGGCUAGAGUCCUUGAACUUAGUAGCUUCUGUCCUCUGUCCUAUGAAAUGUUGCAACUCUUAUUGUUGACAUGCGUUUGAUUAAAUCAGUAAUUGGUAUGUUCUAUUCCUUUUAUGGAAUCUUUUAUGAGAGCAGAUUUUUUUUAUAAAUGAUUGACUUUUUCAUUUCUACUUAAAGAUAAUUUUCUAAAUCAGUAUUUAUUGCUUAAAGUUUGUCUAUGCAGUGUCAUGGAUGGACCCAGCAAAGUUUCUUCCACUUACUUCUCUAUCAGUAGAAGGCUUCUAAUGUAGCAGACAGCAAUCUCUAUUCUCUUUUUCCCAUCUCUUCAUUUCCUACAUGCCUUGAACAGCUGUCCCUGGGCUAGAAACUCUCCAAAACAGUGAAUCUCUGAAGCAUAGUGCGGAUAGUAAAAAAUCUUCUGUAUUCUGUUCUGUUUCUUUGCAAGUGCUUCAUCUUAAUUACAUGUUAAUUACAAAAUCUGGCUGAAACGUGUUUAUUAUUUAUUUAGUGUUGUUUAGCUUAGCCCUUCUAUUUACCAGUUUGUAAAAUGUGCUAUUGCUAUGAAAUGAGGCAGUAAAGCACAGAGAUUUCUUUUCCUGUAGGUGCAAUAUGAAGCAAAAAAGGAAACUUUUUUUUUUGGUGAUCACUUUGCUUUAAUGUAGUAUGCAUGUUGUAAUCGAGUAUUGGUGUGAGGUAUGACAAAUGUGUCCUGAAUUGUUACCUUACCAGGUGACAAUAAUAGAUGCCAGAAAUCCACCAUUUUCCAAUCCACAAAAUUGGUACUGAGUGAUUUUUACAAAUUUAUUUCAAAUGGCAGCUUAAAAUGGUUCUAAGCCCCCAAAAUUAAGUCCCUAGGCAGAUUGGGCCAACACAAAUCCCCAAAUUGAUGUGGUACUGAUGUUGGAUUUUAUAUUUUUCACAACUGCUAUUAUUAUAAUUAUUAUUCAUAGAAUGGAUUUGGCACCACACAAGGAAAUAUGGGUUAAUAGUUAAAUAUCAUGAAGGAUUUAUGGCCUUAUUUGGAAUUGUCUGGUAAAUAUGUAUAAUAAAAUUGUUUUCUACUGUUGCUGAAAUGUUGCACAUAAAUAUAGGUUAAACUAAUUAAAUUGCAAACCUACACUAUUCGCUAAAAGAUUUCUAUAAAUCACAUCUAAGUAUUGAACCUUACCAGAAUAUGGAAACAUGUUUUUGAGAGAUUAUCAAAUUCUGCUUAAAUUAGUAAAAUUGAGUAGAAAUUAGUGCUUUUCCUCUUUUUUUAAUCUGAUGUGCUAAAGUGAAGGUUUGAAGAGCAACUCUGAUUACUUAAUUAAGAAAGUUUGAUAUAGAGAAAUUCAGAUAUUGCAAGUAUUAUUUCUGACAAUUGAUUUUAAGUGGGCUUUAAAAUUCAGAGUAAACAAAACAUACUUUGUUUUUGUUUUGAUGUGUUUUUCACUAGUUAUAAAACAGAUCAUGGAUUUGAUUUUCCCCACACACACCCUAGAUAUAUUUGGACUUGCAGUGCUGUGAUUAAAGUGCCCAAUACUUUAUACUAACAUGGUAGAAACAAUAACUCAUCCUUUUUUCCCUUCAUAUAAGGUUUGAUUGACAGCACAAAUAUUUGAAAUGUAAGCAGUAGAUCAUUAACUCCUGACUUUGCUUUUCUUUUUUUUUCCUGUCAUGAGAAUAAGAACUGUAUACCAAAUCUUGAGAGAUGGAAGCUUUAAAAUAUGCAGUCCACAGAGGGGACAUGACAUUAUAGGUUCGGUAAUUUCACAGUUGUAAAUAUGUGUAAAGUGAAAAUGUGAAUUAUAUAGUGUUUUAAAUAUACACAUUAGUACAAGCGUUACAAUGUGUAAUAUAUAUAUAUAUAUAUUGAUCCAUAGUAAAUAUAUAUGUAAAACACACACAUACACACAAGCACACACAUACACACACACGGUGUUUUACAGAUUAACUAUGGAUCAUUUGCUGUCUUCCUUUUCUCUGUUUCCAUUGUGUUGUGAACUAUGCCUCUUACUAAAGGACUUUUAGUCUAGACUGAAGAUUAUAGAACAAGCUGUAACACUCAAAGACAUGGAAGAGGAGAUUUACAAGUUGCUUACCAUGCCUUUUGACACAUACCCUACCACAAUAAGCAUAUGACAAACUAGAAGCCUAUCAUAAGAAAUAAAUGUGUUACAUUGUGUAAAACUGCAGCCCAGUUGAGUUAUUCUUCUAGCAUUGAAUCUGAUGAAGAAUGACAAAUUUAAAAAAAGUUUUUAAAAGACAUGUUCAAGAGAUGAUUUACUGUUAAGAGAAAAUGCAUUCCUUAGUUCUUUUGUGUGGAUGUGAACUUUUCUUAGUGGUUUUAUAUAAGACUGUUAAUAACUAAGCAAUUUAAUGUAUUAUGAGUUUUGAGCAAUAAACAUUUGGAUUAUUUAUCUUUG